Molecule: messenger RNA, 491 nt
Organism: Halteromyces radiatus
Lineage: Eukaryota; Fungi; Mucoromycota; Mucoromycetes; Mucorales; Cunninghamellaceae
Product: mitochondrial import inner membrane translocase subunit tim10
Exons: 2
Coding region: 19-285 (88 amino acids)
Biological process (GO): protein insertion into mitochondrial inner membrane
Cellular component (GO): mitochondrial inner membrane
Source: RefSeq, a predicted model, not a curated record
UUUUUUUUUUUAUCAAACAUGUCAUUCUUCGGUGGUGGUGGUAUGCAAGCUCAACAAGCUAUCAAUCCUCAAAACAUUGCAAUGGCUGAACAAGAACUUGAAAUGGUGACUGAUCUAUUCAAUCGUAUUGCUGAUUCUUGUUACAACAAAUGUGUUUCCAAGACAUAUGAACAAGGGGAUUUGACUCAAGGUGAAGCUGUCUGUAUCGAUCGAUGUGUCGCCAAAUUUAUCGAUGUCAAUACCAAGGUCGGAGAGAAGAUGCAACAGAUGGGUCAACAGAAAUAGAUAGAGAUCUUUCAAAGCUUCAUUUCAUCUUUUUGUAUAGAUUAGAUUCUUAUCCAUUCUCAUUGUACUUUCUUAUUCCUUUCCUUCCUCCCCUACCUUUCUGUCGGAUAUAUAUAUACAUAUUAUUUUUGUUAUUCCAAUAGUUGACUAUCACAAUCCUCCUUCAGUGUACAGUUAUAUAUAAAGAUUCAUUUAUUUAUUUUUGA